AUGUCUUCUAAGGGAGACCCCUCCAGAGAACACCCCCAGAAAGAGACCCUCGAAGCACCGGUGCUGCGGCCUCCCGUAGAGCCCUUGGACGACCUGGCCCUGCAGGAGCUCUCCCUUGAGGAAGCCUACCCUGAGGCGGCUCCCACCAUGCACACUCUCUGUGUGGACCACCUGAACCCUCAGUUCUCUGUGCCUGUGCUCACCUGCCUGCUGCGAGACACCCUAGAGCGGCUCGAAGUACCUGUGGCACGGGAGCACAUCCAGGUGGUGAGGCAGCCAGGGAAGGCCUAUGCGGUAGUUCAGGUGUCCACCCCCAGGGCCACCCUGGCUUCACUCCCCUCACGCCUGCAGAGGGCCUCAGAGGAGCACCUGAUCCUUAAGGAGCUGGCAGCCCGAGGGAAGGAGCUAGUGUUGAGUGAGGGCUGUAAGCCCUCCCAGCACAGAGAGGAAGACGGUGGCCUGAGCCCGGGCAGCCUGAGCCCAGGCCCCAGCCCCCACGCCAGCCCGGAAUGCAGUGGGAGGUCUUUGGUUCCAGUUGAACAGACUCAGCCCAAACAGUGCUGGAACCCACAGAGGCCGCGGGAAUGGCACCACCGGCCGAGCGGUGUGCGCUCAGACAGUGCCAUCGCGCACCAGGAGAUUCUGGGCCAAGAGCGACUCUUCCAGGGCGCCUUCCUGGGCAGCGAGACGCGCAACGUGGAGUUCAAGCGCGGCGGUGGGGAGUACUUGAAUCUGGCGUUCAAGCACCACCUACGGCGCUACGUGUGCGCCUUCCUCAACAGCGAGGGCGGCAGCCUAUUCGUGGGCAUCGAGGACAGCGGCCUGGUGCAGGGCAUCCGCUGCAGUCACCACGACGAGGACCGUGUGCGCCUGCUGGUGGACGCCAUCUUGCAGGGGUUCAAGCCCCAGGUCUUCCCAGACGCCUACACCCUCACUUUCAUCCCUGUGAUCAGUACCUCUGCCACCAGCGUCCCCCGUAAGGUGAUCCGUCUGUGUGUGCACCCGCCGAAGGCCCAGAGUGAGCCGCAGCUCUAUGAAACCGACAUGGGGGAGGUGUUUCUGCGGCGUGAUGGGAGCAUCCAGGGCCCGCUGACCAGUAGAGCCAUCCAGGAGUGGUGCAGGCAGAAGUGGAUGGCAGAACAGCACAAGCUGGAGGAGCAGGUGAAGGCAUUGACGCUGGAAAGGGAACAGCUCCAGCAGCAGCUGAAGCAGCACUGGCUGGUGUCUUGCACCUGCUGUGUCCUCUGA
This is a messenger RNA of Elephantulus edwardii (Cape elephant shrew), 1248 nucleotides long. RefSeq names its product schlafen-like 1 (gene SLFNL1). The record is from RefSeq and is a predicted model, not a curated record. Bases 1 to 1248 code for a protein of 415 amino acids. The transcript is spliced from 4 exons. Lineage: Eukaryota; Metazoa; Chordata; Mammalia; Macroscelidea; Macroscelididae.